Messenger RNA from Talaromyces rugulosus, 201 nucleotides. RefSeq lists its product as uncharacterized. Gene Ontology annotation, cellular component: box H/ACA snoRNP complex; box H/ACA telomerase RNP complex. The record is from RefSeq and is a predicted model, not a curated record. Gene Ontology annotation, biological process: ribosome biogenesis; positive regulation of telomerase RNA localization to Cajal body; rRNA pseudouridine synthesis. The transcript is spliced from 4 exons. NCBI's taxonomy places the organism in Eukaryota, Fungi, Ascomycota, Eurotiomycetes, Eurotiales, Trichocomaceae. Bases 1 to 201 code for a protein of 66 amino acids. Gene Ontology annotation, molecular function: telomerase RNA binding; box H/ACA snoRNA binding.
AUGCAUCUUAUGUACACCCUCGACAAAGAUGGCAAGCGCACCUACACCUUGAAGAAGGUCCUGGGCGGCGAAGUCACAAAAUCCGCUCACCCAGCUCGGUUCUCUCCAGAUGACAAGUAUUCCCGACACCGAGUUACGCUCAAGAGGCGCUACGGCCUGCUUCUUACCCAGCAGCCAGACAAGGAAGCUGCAAAGGCUUGA